UCGGGCGCUGGGCGGCGCUGCCUCGGCUCGUCUCGGCUCCGGCCCCGGCCGCAGCUCCUGUGGGGGUAGGCGACGGGAAUGACAGCGGUUGGGGUGGCGGCGGCUGCAGCGCGGAGCUGAACGAGCGGCGUGCGAGCCGGGAGAAGAGGAGGAAGUAGAGCCGCGGUCCGGAGCUCGGGAGUCAGCCGCCGCACCGAGGUCCGCCCCAUUUUUCAGAGCGAGCAGAGUCCGGACCUAGAAAGACUUCUCCGUCCAGCUCCGGCCGCGGCGGCUCCUCGCUGGCGUCCUGACCUGCCCCGAUUGCCCUGGCCCCGGGUUCCGCGCCCGGACCCUCUCAGCCCUGCGGUCCGGGGCACCGUGGACGGGACGCUUGGAGCCCCCGACCCUGAUCCAGUGCACCUGGGCGAGACUCUCCUGGCCCACCAUACCGAUCCACGGUUGCGGGCUCGUUCCCAGCCUUUCUAUAGUGUGUGUUGGAGCCCCCAGCCCUCCGUCCGGGGUUAACGCAGGGUGUCCCCAGGGCCCCGAUUGAGAGCUAAGGAGCCCGGACAACCCCCAGACUCUGUUAACCCGAGACCCGGACCUGCAGCUGCCUCCGACACGGUGCUGCUUCGCCCAGGAAGCCCCGGCCCGGGUCCAGCGCCCCGUGAGCGGUCCCACGCGGGCUGGACAGUCUGACAGAACCGAACCGGGGUGGUGCUGUGAGCUGAAGUUGCCACCUUCCUGCUGUCCCAGGCGAGGGGCGAGGGGCUUGCCCCAAAGAGAACACGGGCCCUUCUGCCCCGGCGGCUGGCGAGAGCCGAGAGCUGCAGCUCUCCCGGUGAAGUGACAUCACCAACUCCGUGGACAGGACACCUCCUGGGAGCCUAGCUCACUGCCACUGGUACCUUCUUCCAGGACCAGCCUGGGGCCUCCAUGGGCUCCUGAGGGCUGGGCACCAGGGCCUCGGGUACGAGCAUGGUGAGACACCAGCCCCUGCAGUACUAUGAGCCCCAGCUGUGCCUCUCCUGCCUCACGGGCAUCUACGGCUGCCGCUGGAAACGCUACCAGCGCUCGCAUGAUGACACCACACCGUGGGAACGCCUCUGGUUCCUGCUCCUCACCAUCACCUUCGGCCUCACGCUUACCUGGCUCUACUUCUGGUGGGAAGUCCACAAUGACUACGAUGAAUUCAACUGGUACCUCUACAACCGAAUGGGCUACUGGAGUGAUUGGUUUGUGCCCAUCCUCAUGACCACGGCCGCUGCCUUCACUUACAUCGCAGGCCUCCUGGUCCUGGCACUAUGUCACAUUGCCGUGGGGCAGCAGAUGAACCUGCACUGGCUGCACAAGAUAGGGCUGGUGGUCAUCCUGGCAUCCACGGUGGUGGCCAUGUCAGCUGUGGCCCAACUGUGGGAGGACGAGUGGGAGGUGCUGCUGAUCUCCCUGCAGGGCACAGCGCCGUUCCUGCACAUGGGGGCCCUGGCCGCCAUCACUGUGCUCUCCUGGAUCGUGGCAGGACAGUUCGCCCGCACAGAGCGGUCCUCCUCCCAGGUGGCCAUCCUCUGCACCUUUUUUGCCGUGGUGUUUGCCCUCUACCUGGCCCCUCUUACCAUCUCCUCUCCCUGCCUCAUGGAGAAAAAGGACCUGGGCCCCAAGCCCUCCCUCAUCGGCCACCGCGGGGCCCCCAUGCUGGCCCCAGAGCACACACUGAUGUCCUUCCGGAAGGCCCUAGAGCAGAAGCUGUACGGGUUACAAGCUGAUGUCACUAUCAGCCUGGACGGCGUGCCCUUCCUCAUGCAUGACACCACCUUGCGGCGCACCACCAACGUGGAGGAGGAGUUCCCGGAGCUCGCCCGCAGGCCCGCCUCCAUGCUCAACUGGACUGUCCUGCAGAGGCUCAACGCUGGCCAGUGGUUCCUGAAGACGGACCCCUUCUGGACAGCCAGCUCCCUGUCACCCUCCGACCACAGGGAGGUCCAGAACCAGUCCAUCUGCAGCCUAGCGGAGCUCCUAGAGUUGGCCAAGGGCAAUGCCACACUGUUGCUCAACCUGCGUGACCCUCCACGGGAGCACCCCUACCGUGGCAGCUUCCUCAACAUCACACUGGAGGCUUUGCUGCGCUCAGGCUUCCCCCAGCACCAGGUCAUGUGGCUCCCUAACAGGCAGAGACCCUUUGUGCGGAAGGUGGCUCCUGGCUUCCAGCAGACAUCAGGCUCCAAGGAGGCAGCCACCAGCCUGCGGAGAGGCCACAUCCAGCGGCUGAAUCUGCGCUACACUCAGGUGUCCCGCCAGGAGCUCAGGGACUACGCAUCCUGGAACCUGAGUGUGAACCUCUACACGGUCAAUGCGCCAUGGCUCUUCUCCCUGCUGUGGUGUGCGGGGGUCCCGUCCGUCACCUCUGACAAUGCCCACACCCUGUCCCAGGUGCCUUCCCCUCUCUGGAUCAUGCCCCCGGAUGAGUACUGUCUCAUGUGGGUCACCGCCGACCUGAUCUCCUUCAUCCUCAUCAUUGGCAUCUUCGUGCUCCAGAAGUGGCGCUUGGGUGGCAUACGAAGCUACAACCCCGAGCAGAUCAUGCUGAGCGCAGCAGUGCGCCGGACCAGCCGGGAUGUCAGCAUCAUGAAGGAGAAGCUCAUCUUCUCAGAGAUCAGCGAUGGCAUGGAGGUCUCCGACGAGCUCUCUGUUUGUUCAGACAACAGUUAUGAUACGUACGCCAACAGCGCCACCACCUCUGUGGAUCCCCGAGGGAUUGGCAGCCGUGCCAAGACCAUUACAGUCCGGAGUGGCCGUUAGCUGAACACUUGUCUUCCCAGGCUAUACCUAACAUGGAGACCGGGGAUCCCAGGAGAGCUGGCAGAAGUGUGUCUGGACUCGGAGUGCUCUGGGAGCUGGCUCCAUGGCCUCCUUUUUGGUUCCAGCCCCUUGUCUGCCAUGGCCUCUCUUGGAAGGGGCACCACUCUCCCCUGAGGCCCAGCAGGGCCAGGACUCCAGCUUCUCAGAUGCCCCUGCAGGCCUGGGGCACCUUCUCCUGGGAAAUGGUGGGCCUGAGGCCUAGUCCUCCCCUGAGGCCCUCCCUUGUAUCCUGACCUAGAAGUUUUGAUGGGUCACUGGGCCAUGCCAUGCCUCCUGUGGCAGUGGAGGCUGUCAGUGCCCACAUGUGACCAUUGUCCUAUCUGUGCUGUGAGGCAGCUGACUUCUCUAAGUUUUUCCUCUCUCGAGGGCCUGGGCUGGGCCUCUGCCCCCAGCAGCUCUACUCUUCAUGUCAGUCUCAAAGCACAAGAAGGUUCAGCUCAGGAGGAAAGCAUGCUACAGUGGUGGAUACCUCUCAUGACUCUACUGGUCCUGCCUCAGGAAAGGGCCUGACCCAUGUCCUCUAGGAGCAGCUGGAGAUGACCAGAAGAGCAGGCUCAGGGCUCAGUCCCAUGCCCAAGUGUCCAACAGGCCUCUGGGGCAGAGUGGCCUGGAGGCCCUGGAGAUCCACAGACUGACAUGACCUCAGUUCUCAAGUUGGCCACAGGGCAGGAGCCACCUGAGAAAAGUGCUUUGGGCAUGGUCAAGGGUUGGUGUGUGGCCCAGGAGGCCUGCAGUAGAGGGAGCCUGAGAGGCCUUGGCCAAGGUGAUUAAAGCUGCCAUCUUGACAUAUGUCAUCUCUUAACUGGCAGUGGGAGGGUGGGAACAGAGCUUGCUGGGUUUGAGAUUCAGUCUUGCCCCCAUGAUUUGAGGAAGAGCCAUUUUCAGAAAUGAGGAGAGUAGCAGGGUAGGUGAGUCCCUCUCCCAUAUUACCAAGGCUCCAAGGGUUUCUUAACAGCCCUGGGGUUGGGUACCAGUAUCCCUGUAUUUGGCUGGGGGAGACAGUCUUUGAGAGGCAAAGUGACCAGCCAAGGCCACACAGUUCAGUACAGGCAAAGCCAGAAUCUCACCCAGGCUCUGGCCCUAGAGUGUGCACAUGCCUUCUGUUACCAGCUGGGAACGGCACAGCAGAUGGGGAGGCCUCCUGGGCCUGAAUGUAAGGGUGGGCAAUGGGACCAGGAGGUCCCUUCACAGCCACAUGGAGGCUUUCUGAAGUUCCUGGCUUAUGGAGGGACAGGCCCUCAGCCAGGAGAUGCCUUUCCCCCAUGGCAGAGGUUUGGCUUGGACUUUGCAAGGUUUUGGACGUGACUGAAGGGGGCCCAUACCAUUCCUGGUACAGUGGGGUGUCUCCUAGCUGAACGCCCAAAUACAGCCCGAGACCACAGAUGUCCUUUCCUGUCUUUCAGUCGUUGGAGCUCUGCACUCUGUGAAGGUCAGUGGCAGAGUAGGGCAAGUCUGUAACUCCCAUCUUUAUCCUGAGAGUCUCUGUGGUCUUGGGUGUGUCCUAAAGGGGAAGGAGGGAAGCUGAACCCUGGCACCAGCCUGCAUUAAAUAAAUGCAGUGCUUCCUGGGA
Pteropus alecto (black flying fox) is the source of this 4405-nucleotide messenger RNA. RefSeq names its product glycerophosphodiester phosphodiesterase domain containing 5 (gene GDPD5). Gene Ontology annotation, biological process: lipid metabolic process; positive regulation of neuron differentiation. Lineage: Eukaryota; Metazoa; Chordata; Mammalia; Chiroptera; Pteropodidae. The record is from RefSeq and is a predicted model, not a curated record. The transcript is spliced from 17 exons. Gene Ontology annotation, molecular function: glycerophosphodiester phosphodiesterase activity. Gene Ontology annotation, cellular component: plasma membrane. Bases 958 to 2775 code for a protein of 605 amino acids.